This is a messenger RNA of Selaginella moellendorffii, 823 nucleotides long. RefSeq names its product putative ripening-related protein 1. The transcript has a single exon. The record is from RefSeq and is a predicted model, not a curated record. NCBI's taxonomy places the organism in Eukaryota, Viridiplantae, Streptophyta, Lycopodiopsida, Selaginellales, Selaginellaceae. The coding region runs from base 63 to 758 and encodes 231 amino acids.
AGAAACCAAACUUUAGUAUAUAUAAUCACAGCAAGACAUCCAUUCAUUCACAAAGCAUUCAAAUGGCUUUAAGAAUUGGCUCAAUUGUGCGUGUUUUGAUCGUCCUCUCGAUAUGUUCUCGUGAUCUUCUCGUCGAGUCCAGGGGAUGCGGGCAAUCGUGCUCCACAAACGACGAUUGCGAUGGUCAGCUCUACUGUGGAGGGGGGCGCACUUGUCAAGACGAUCCGGAUUUGGGAACUCACAUCUGCGCUGGAAGUGGCGGCGGCGGUGGCGGUGGCUCAGGAACUUGCCAGCAGAGUGGAACUCUCAAGGGCAAUUCGGCCCACCAGUGCGGCGAGUGCUGCAAGGCCAACACAAACUAUCCGAUCUAUCGAUGCUCGCCCCCAGUCUCGCAGAGCACCAAAGCAAUUCUCACUGUCAACGACUUCCAAGCUGGUGGCGAUGGCGGAGAUCCUUCGGAGUGCGAUGGGAAAUUCCACUCCAACACCGAGAGGGUCGUGGCUCUCUCAACCGGAUGGUAUAGCGGGGGCUCCCGGUGCUUGAAGUUCAUCAGUAUCACAGCUCCAAAUGGGAGAUCCACCACUGCCAAAGUGGUGGACGAGUGUGAUUCUACAAUGGGCUGUGACAAGCCUCAUGCUUGGCAGCCACCAUGCCGGAAUAACAUUGUGGAUGGCUCUGAUGCUGUGUGGAAAGCGCUGGGCAUUAGCUCCAGCGACCCCCUCUACGGUCAGAUGUCCAUCACCUGGAGAGAUGCUUAACAAUGUGAAUGAAAUCUAUAUAACAGUAAUUGGUCAAAAAGAAGAAUAAAAGCUGCCAAGACGUU